GUCUCGAGCUCACCGCUGCAGUCCCCACCUUUGUCCACCAGGUGGCAGCUCUACACCGGCAGUUUCUCUCUGAGUGAUCGGAACAACAAACCGAACGGAGCAAGCGGGGUAAGAGCGUGUCCAAAACCGCCUCUGACCGCCACUUUCAAACUACAUCCGUGAAAUAGCCGCGAAUGCGCACUUUAAAGCCACUGGAGUCCAUCUAGCGCUUCAAGAAGUCCUUCUAAACAAUCCGGAACCGACCCUGACGAUCGGGUUUAUGAGACAAAAGUACCCGCUAUUGCCCUGCGUGUAUGAAGACAAAGCCCUUGAUAAGUUGAAGUGGACCAGAAGAUGUUAAAGAAAUGAUAGCUGCACCGGAAUUACAAACAGAGUUUCAUUACGCUCAGGACACUGACACCCGAUUCUCAUCAGACACUGAUUUCGAUGAUCCUGAUGGGAGGAAUGUCUUUGCUGGGAAAGGGAAGGCGAAGAAAGGAAAGAAGGGCCCUGGAGAGAAGGGGAAAGGAGCGGGGAAAGGGCCUGGACGCAUGAACGGUCACCACCAGGAAAACGGCAUGGAAAAUGUCAUGCUUUUUGAAGUGGUCAGGCUGGGAAAGAGUGCCAUGCAGUCGGUCGUUGAUGACUGGAUUGAGUCCUACAAACACGACAGAGACGUCGCACUUCUUGACUUGAUCAAUUUCUUCAUCCAGUGCUCUGGCUGCAAAGGUGGUGUCACUGGUGAGAUGUUCCACAACAUGCAAAACUCUGAGAUCAUCAGGAAGAUGACAGAAGAGUUUGAUGAGGACAGCGGUGAUUACCCACUCACCAUGGCCGGGCCGCAGUGGAAGAAGUUCAAGUCUAGUUUCUGCGAGUUUAUUGGCGUGUUGGUGCGGCAGUGUCAGUACAGCAUCAUCUAUGACGAGUACAUGAUGGACACGGUCAUCUCACUGCUCACCGGACUCUCUGAUUCUCAAGUCCGAGCCUUCAGACACACCAGCACACUGGCAGCUAUGAAACUGAUGACGGCCCUCGUGAAUGUAGCUCUGAACCUCAGCAUUAACAUGGACAACACUCAGCGGCAGUACGAAGCAGAGAGGAACAAGAUAAUUGGCAAGAGGGCCAACGACAGACUAGAGCUCCUGCUUCAGAAACGCAAGGAGUUGCAAGAAAAUCAAGAUGAGAUUGAAAACAUGAUGAAUGCCAUUUUCAAGGGUGUCUUUGUUCACCGAUAUCGUGAUGCAAUAGCAGAGAUCCGGGCGAUCUGCAUCGAGGAGAUUGGCGUGUGGAUGAAAAUGUACAGUGAUGCAUUUCUUAACGACAGCUAUCUUAAGUACGUGGGCUGGACCAUGCACGACAAGCAAGGUGAGGUGCGUCUGAAGUGUCUCACGGCUCUGCAGGGGCUGUACUAUAACCGCGAGCUCAAUGCCAGGCUGGAGCUCUUCACAAGCCGCUUCAAGGACCGCAUUGUGUCCAUGACGCUGGACAAGGAGUACGACGUUGCAGUGCAAGCAAUAAAACUGCUCACACUGGUGUUACAUAGCAGUGAUGAGGUUCUGACUGCAGAAGACUGUGAGAGUGUUUACCAUCUAGUGUAUUCAGCCCACCGACCCGUCGCAGUGGCAGCAGGAGAGUUCCUCUUUAAGAAACUGUUCAGUCAUCGAGACCCUGAAGAUGACAGCAUGCCCAAGAGACGAGGCAGACAGAGUAUGAAUGCCAACCUCAUCAAAACCACUGUCUUUUUCUUCCUGGAGAGUGAGCUUCACGAGCAUGCAGCUUACCUAGUGGACAGCAUGUGGGACAGUGCAGCAGAGAUCCUGAAGGACUGGGAGUGCAUGAUCAGCCUACUACUGGAUGAGCCAUUGCCUGGAGAGGAAGCUCUGACGGACAGACAGGAGACGGCUCUGAUAGAGAUCAUGCUGUGUACCAUCCGUCAGGCUGCAGAGUGCCAUCCUCCUGUGGGCAGAGGCACAGGCAAGAGGGUUCUGACAGCGAAGGAGAAGAAGACUCAGCUUGAUGACCGGACGAGAAUGACGGAGCUCUUCGCUAUAGCAUUGCCAGCUUUACUUGCAAAGUACUCUGUGGAUGCAGAGAAAGUGACAAAUCUGCUGCAGCUGCCCCAGUUUUUUGAUCUGGAGAUCUAUACCACAGGGCGUUUGGAAAAGCACCUGGAUUCAUUGUUAAGACAAAUCCGAGAGAUUGUGGAGAAGCACACGGACACAGAUGUGCUCGAGGCUUGCUCUAAAACCUACCAUGCCCUGUGCAACGAGGAGUUCACUAUCUUUAACCGAGUGGAUAUUGCCCGUAGCCAGCUCUUGGAUGAGCAAGUGGAUAAAUUUAACAGGCUACUGGAGGACUUCCUGCAGGAGGGUGAAGACCCAGAUGAAGAUGAUGCUUAUCAAGUUCUUUCCACACUGAAGAGGAUCACAGCUUUCCACAAUGCUCAUGACCUUUCCAAAUGGGACCUCUUCACCAGCAACUACAAGUUACUGAACACUGGUAUUGAAAACGGAGACAUGCCUGAGCAGAUUGUCAUUCACGCACUGCAGUGCACACAUUACGUCAUUCUUUGGAGCUUAGCCAAGGUCUCUGAGGGCACUUCUAAAAAGGAGGACAUGUUGACUCUGAGGAAGCAGAUGAGGGCGUUUUGUCUAAUGUGCCAGCGUUACCUAACCAGCGUCAACACUGCCGUCAAAGAGCAGGCCUUCACCAUCCUCUGUGACCUGCUGCUGAUCUUCAGCCAUCAGAUCAUCUCAGGGGGGAGGGAAGCUCUCGAGCCCCUAGUAUACACACCCGAGGCGUCCCUGCAGUCCGAGCUUCUCAAUUUCAUCCUGGACCACAUCUUCAUUGACCAGGAUGAAGACAGCAACAGCACAGAUGGGCAGCAGGAUGAUGAAGCCGGAAAAAUCGAAGCUUUGCACAAGAGGCGAAACCUGCUGGCCGCAUACUGCAAACUCAUUAUCUACAAUGUAGUUGAGAUGAACACUGGGGCAGAUAUUUUCAAGCAAUACAUGAGGUAUUACAAUGACUACGGUGACAUCAUCAAGGAAACUAUGAGCAAGACGAGACAGAUCGACAAAAUCCAGUGUGCAAAGACACUCAUUCUGAGUUUACAGCAGCUGUUCAAUGAUAUGCUGUCAGAUAUGGGACUCAGCUUUGACCGCUCAUCCUCAGCUUUCUGCGGCAUUAAAGAACUCGCUCGACGCUUCUCUCUGACUUUUGGUCUGGAUCAGCUCAAAACCAGAGAGGCCAUUGCCAUGUUACACAAGGAUGGUAUCGAGUUUGCCUUCAAAGAGCCCAAUCCUCAGGGGGAGGGACAUCCUCCUCUCAACCUGGCUUUUCUUGACAUUCUCAGCGAGUUCUCAUCCAAACUCAUGCGUCAGGACAAACGGACUGUGCACAUGUAUUUGGAGCGCUUCAUGACAUUUCAGAUGGCCCUGCAGAGAGAAGACUGCUGGCUGCCGCUCAUCUCUUACAGGAACUCACUGCAGGCAGGGGGUGAUGAUGACACAAUGUCUGUGGUCAGUGGCAUCAGUAGCCGAGGCUCCUCCGUCAGAAGUAAAAAAGCUAAGCCUGCCACUGGCAAGAGGAAAUUACCAGAAGAGGAGAGCAGCAGCAGCAGUGAAGUAUGGAUGAGCCGUGAGCAGAGCAUGCAGACGCCCGUCAUGAUGCCUUCACCCCACCUCACCUCCACCGUCAUGAGAGAGCCCAAACGCCUGUGUCCUGAGGAGAGCUACAUGGGGGUGUACACCAUGACCCCCGAUCAGCAGCAGCAGCACGCACACCCUCAGACUCCUCAGCCACAGCACCACCAAACAGCCAUAGACUACAACACACAAGUCACUUGGAUGUUAGCACAGAGACAGCAGCAAGAGGAAGUGGCCAGACAGCAGCAGGAGAGAGCUAUGAACUACGCCAAAUUAAGGAGCAACCUUCAGCAUGCUAUUCGUCGAGGAACAGGCCUUAUGGAGGAUGAUGAGGAGCCCAUUGUGGAAGAUGUGAUGAUGUCAUCAGAAGGCCGAAUUGAGGAUCUCAAUGAAGGCAUGGACUUUGACACCAUGGAUAUUGUGAAUCCCCCAUCGAAGAAUCGACGAGAGCGAUCGGAACUGAAGCCCGACUUUUUCGACCCUGCCUCCAUCAUGGAUGAGUCUGUAAGAAGCACUCAUUUCCUGGGUUAUGAUGCUUUUCAGCGGUAACUCGUUCACUCCGACACUAAGGACGUGAAAAAGAGAUCACCACUAGAUGGCACUAGCAGGAGUGAUUUCAGAUAGUUUGAAUUGCCCUUGUGCAAAAAGACAGAGAGGGGAGAGAGCAUCUCACUAUAAUAAAUACUAAUCAGACCCAUCUGGACUGAUGAUUGAAUGAAACGUUUGUUUGGUAAGUCUAAACACUGAACUGAAUUUGAACAUUUUCUCUUGUAGGUCCUGGGAGUGCCCAUGUUUUAAGAUUAUAAUUGGAGGCAUGUGAAGAGAAGAGACGUUUUGUGUGAAUUCACAUUGAUUCUCUAAAGAGAAUUCAAUUCAAUGGAGUGAUUGGCAUCCAAAUCAGCUCGUACCAUUGACACUUACUAAAACGCAGAAAGGAUAAAGGAGCAAUUCAAAGUCUUUGCAAUCGUUGUGUGGGCUUUCCCUGAUCGUGCAAAACAGUGACGGUAGAUACUGAAUACCAUGGAAUCUUGGACCGUCCUAGCCAUACAUGAGUUUAUGAUAAAAAAAAAA
Sinocyclocheilus anshuiensis is the source of this 4697-nucleotide messenger RNA. RefSeq names its product cohesin subunit SA-2-like. The transcript has 33 exons. Gene Ontology annotation, cellular component: nucleus; cohesin complex; chromatin. Gene Ontology annotation, molecular function: chromatin binding. Gene Ontology annotation, biological process: sister chromatid cohesion. Bases 345 to 4175 code for a protein of 1276 amino acids. The record is from RefSeq and is a predicted model, not a curated record. NCBI's taxonomy places the organism in Eukaryota, Metazoa, Chordata, Actinopteri, Cypriniformes, Cyprinidae.